GCCUGGCAGGCCCGGCCCCGGCCGCCUGCCCGCCCGCCCCCUCGUCCUCCGCCUCCCAGCGCUCGGCUAGGAGCGAGCAGCCCGCAGCCUUGUGCGGUCAGAGCCGACGCCGAGCCCGUCCCCUCCGCAGGCCGCGCCGCCUGCCCCAUGCGCUGAGCCCCGGCCCCUCGGCUGCGCCUCCCCCCAGCGCCGCGCUACCCCCUGCGGGGAUUGGAGCCGCCGGCCCGGACUGCGACAGGGGCCGCCGCCAUGGAGAUCACCGGCGAGAAAAAAAGGAUUAGUUCAGAUCGCAGAAAGGAGAAGUCGAGAGAUGCAGCCAGAUGCCGAAGAAGCAAGGAAUCUGAAGUUUUCUAUGAACUUGCUCACCAGCUGCCUCUUCCUCAUACUGUCAGCGCACACCUUGACAAGGCCUCCAUUAUGAGGCUGACUAUCAGCUACUUACGCAUGAGAAAGCUGUUAGAUGCAAGUGACCUGGAGACAGAAGCCAAAAUGGAGAAGGAGAUGAAUUGCUUUUACUUAAAAGCCCUUGAUGGAUUUGUCAUGGUUCUUUCCGAGGAUGGUGACAUGAUUUACAUGUCUGAAAAUGUGAACAAGUGUAUGGGGCUCACUCAGUUUGAGCUGACUGGGCACACUGUGUUCGAUUUUACCCACCCAUGUGACCAUGAAGAGCUGAGAGAAAUGCUUACACAUAGAAAUGGUCCUAUGAAAAAGGGCAAAGAACAGAAUACAGAGCGUAGCUUUUUCCUCAGAAUGAAGUGCACGCUGACCAGCAGGGGAAGGACCGUGAAUAUAAAGUCUGCAACAUGGAAGGUACUUCACUGUACAGGGCAUGUUCGUGUGUAUGAUACCUGCAAUAAUCAGACUCUCUGUGGAUAUAAGAAGCCUCCCAUGACAUGCUUGGUGUUGAUCUGUGUACCUAUCCCUCAUCCAUCAAACAUUGAAGUCCCUUUGGACAGCAAGACAUUCCUCAGUCGCCACAGCCUGGAUAUGAAAUUUUCAUAUUGUGAUGAAAGAAUUACAGAGCUGAUGGGAUAUGAGCCAGAAGAACUCUUGGGUCACUCCAUCUAUGAAUACUAUCAUGCUCUGGACUCUGAUCAUCUGACCAAAACCCAUCAUGAUAUGUUCACUAAAGGGCAAGUGACUACAGGACAGUACAGAAUGCUUGCUAAACACGGUGGAUAUGUCUGGGUUGAAACUCAAGCAACUGUUAUAUACAGCACUAAGAACUCCCAACCACAGUGCAUAGUGUGUGUAAAUUACGUCUUGAGUGAGAUUGUACAGAAGGAGUUAUUUCUUUCCCUUGCACAGACUGAGUGCAUGCUGAAACCAGUGGAGUCUCCUGAUAUGAAAAUAUUCAGCAAGGCUGACCUAGAAGAUACUAACAGCCUCUUUGAAAAACUUAAAAAGGAACCAGAUGCUUUAACUUUGCUCGCACCAGCUCCUGGAGACACGAUUAUCUCUUUAGAUUUCAGCAGUAAUGAGUCUGAUGAGCAACAAUAUGAUGAAGUUCCUUUGUAUAAUGAUGUAAUGCUCCCCUCAUCCAGUGAGAAAUUGCAGAAUAUAAAUUUGGCAAUGUCCCCACUUCCUGCCUCUGAAGCCACAAAGCCACUUCGUAGCAAUGCUGACCCUGCACUCAACAGAGAAGUUGUAUCAAAGCUGGAGCCAAACACAGAGCCACUCGAACUUGCAUUUUCCAGCCACCAGAGGCAAGAACAGCCAGCCAGCCCUUCUGAGGCAAGCACUAACCAAAGUUCACCUGAGCCCCGUAGUCCCAAUGAGUAUUGCUUUGAUGUGGAUAAUGAUAUGGCUAAUGAGUUUAAGCUGGAAUUAGUGGAAAAACUCUUUGCAAUAGACACAGAAGCAAAAAAUCCAUUCUCUACUCAGGAAACUGAUUUAGACUUGGAGAUGUUAGCUCCUUACAUCCCAAUGGAUGAUGACUUCCAGUUACGAUCCUUUGAUCAGCCACCUUCACUGGAGAGUGGUUGUGCGAGCACUCAGAGUGUGGCCACCAAUACCAUAUUUCAGCAAACUCAUACGCCCUCUACUGCCGCUGAGGAAAUAACACCAGUGAAAACAGAAUGCAUGGAUGACAUUAAGACUCUACUUGUUUCUCAGUCUCCUGUCCUCAUAAUCAAUGAAACCAACAGCGCCCCAGCCUCACCAUAUGGUGGAAAUCGAAGUCGAACUGCAUCUCCAAUCAGGGCUGGAAAAGGAACAUUGGACCAGACGGAGAAAUCUUAUCCAGGAACACCCAAUUUGUUAACAGUCACUUUGAGUAAAAGAUCUGCAAUGAAUGAAGAACUAAAUCCAAAGAUGCUAGCUUUGCAUAACUCUCAGAGAAAGCGAAAGAUGGAAUAUGAUGGCUCGCUUUUUCAAGCAGUGGGAAUUGGAUCUUUAUUCCAGCAGUCAGAAGAUUGUGGAGCGAAUGCAUCACUUUGUUGGAAACGUGUAAAAGGGUGCAAAUCUAAUGGCCAGAAUGGCGUGGGACAAAAGACAAUCAUCUUACUAUCAACUGAUAUAGCGAGUAAGCUCCUAGGACAGUCAAUGGAUGAGACUGGACUACCACAACUUACCAGUUAUGAUUGCGAAGUAAAUGCUCCCAUACAAGGCAGCAGAAACCUGCUACAGGGUGAAGAAUUGCUCAGAGCUCUGGAUCAAGUUAACUGAGUUUUCACAAUACUUGUUCUUUUUUUGGACACUGGAGAAUCAUCACCUAAAGCAGUCUAUUUAUAUUUUCUAUAUCUGAUUUUAGAAGCCUGGCUACAAUACUGCACUAAUUCAGUUAGUUCCGUUUCGAUCCCCUUUCUACUUUACUUAUUUUGACAGACUUUUUUCAUAUAGUCUUUAUGUAACAACUCAGAUUAUAGUGCAUUUUCAUAGUUCUUUGGUACAUAGACUUUAAGUCCAUUACAUUUAAAACAUCCUUGCAAUAGCAGCUUUGAAAUAUGCACCUGUUUUUAAAAACGUAUUUAUUUUUUAUUAUUUUUGGCUGGAGAGUUUCACUGAAAGAUUCUUAUCAGUAAAAUGUUACACAGUAAAACUGUCAAUACUUCCUGCCUGCUCUUCAUAAGUAGUGGGAAGAUGUAUGCUUUGUCAGUUAUUUUAAAACAAAUUUUUAUUUUAAUGAUUUUUUUUAUAUGAAACAACAAUGCUUUGCAGCAGUGCAUUGUAGCCACAAUCGCACAAUAUAUUUUCUUAAGAAAAAUACCAGCAAUUCCUCAUGCAAUAUAGUCUACAUUUAUAAAACUAGUUUUUAAGGAGAAGAAUCUUUGACAGUUUUUGUUUUUUGCCUAUGAAAUCAUGUUUAAUUCUCGAGGAUGUCAUUGUUUUAGUCAUGUUGUAAUAUAAACUGUGUUCUUAAAUGCUGUAUUAUGCUUAUGACUGAAAUGAGUAUUAAGUAAAAGGGAAGGGUUUUAUCUGGAAAGGACUAUAGCAGCAUUUUAUUUGGAUACAUUCUCUUAAUUUACAGAGAGGAUUUGAUGUUCCUAAAGUAGUCACUUCGCCAGCUCAGAAAAAUCCCUGCCUGUAGUUGUGGAAGUUCAUGCGAAUAUUGUGUAUCUGAGAUUAAAUCUAAAUGUUUUGUUUACCCUGUGUGGUAUAGGUGAUAUUUCAAGCAGAUCGUAAGACAUCAUGCAUUGUUAGCAAAGUUGCCUAGUACAUCACUGAGUUGCUCAAUAUUUGAUGUUUUGGUUUUUAUGCACCUUGUUGCUGUUAACAUCCAUGUAUUCAUGUAGAUUUCAAUAACUCAAUAUAUUUUAGAAACCUUUUGAUUUUGAAAUGAGUAGUUGUCUCACAAACAUCCUAUUUCCUAUAUGUACUGUACAAAUUUUUCAUUCACUCAUUCUUUCUCUCUCUGUGGUUGGAUCUAACACUAACUGUAUUGUUUUAUUACAUCAAUAAACUAUAUGUGGACCAGG
Messenger RNA from Caretta caretta (loggerhead turtle), 3917 nucleotides. RefSeq names its product hypoxia inducible factor 1 subunit alpha (gene HIF1A). Gene Ontology annotation, cellular component: nucleus. Gene Ontology annotation, molecular function: DNA-binding transcription factor activity, RNA polymerase II-specific; RNA polymerase II transcription regulatory region sequence-specific DNA binding; protein dimerization activity. Gene Ontology annotation, biological process: cellular response to hypoxia; regulation of transcription by RNA polymerase II. NCBI's taxonomy places the organism in Eukaryota, Metazoa, Chordata, Testudines, Cheloniidae. The record is from RefSeq and is a predicted model, not a curated record.